UAUGUACAGAUCCAGAAAAACCUCAGAGUUACCAAUACCAGAGUAAUGAACAGACCGGUCAACCACAUACCUCAUUUGGAACCGGAAAUAUGCAAUCAGGCAGCAACAGAGACCAAAAAAAUAAAUAAAUAAAAAGAAGAUGAAGCAAAUACACUAUAGUACCUUGUUAAAUGUAAGCUACUAAAAUAUAAAGGGAAAGUGGAAAAAAGGUUUGCCAAGAGUGCUUCCUGCAAGAAAUUUUGAAGAAUGCAGUCUUCAAAGAAUAAAAAUGUAGAAAAGUCAGAACCAUUUUAUAGACCUUCAGUACCUAAGCAGAAGACCAGUGCUGAGAUAAUAAAUGAAGCACGAAAUGCGCUACGGACUUUAAGAACUCAAAGGCCAUUUACACCUAGAGAGGACCAAAGGAAACUUUUUGGAUCUGCAUCUUCACGAACACCAGAUAAUAGACCACCUUCCACUUUCAGUCUCCAUGCUUCCAGUUUUGAAUCAGGUGAUUCAAGACUAGUUUCUGGAACACGUCUCAGCCCACUGGACCAUAAGCCAAAACUACUUUCAUCAUCUACAAAAGAUGAAGAUUCAUCCAUUUCCUUCCCGAAGCCUCCAGUGAACCCAGUGGAAGUUAGAAAAGUCAGCAGUGCCCGAGCACGCUUAUGUAGAACAGCUUCUCAGGGAUAUCUCCUUCCAGAUAAAAUAUUUCUUCCUGAUGAGAAUAAGGAGCAGGUGAAUUCUGAAGAACCAGCUCCAAUGGAUAAUCUUUCAAGGAGAAGUAACAGAAGUUAUUUAGCAGAACUAAAUCCACGCUCCAGUGCCAAGGAUGAUGGUAUUCCAUUAGUUUACAAUGAACAUAAUAAGGCCGAGGAGCAAGACUUCUUAAAAGGGGCAGUAACAACAUCUCCAUUGCAGUUCAAAAGUGGAAGUGACCAAAAUAAAAUUGGUGACAAGCCUUCGUCAAAUCUAAGCCUCACUGACUGGAAUAAAUCAGGAAACAAAGCAGGUUCAGAGGAUGACUCAAGAGUAAAUGAAACAGAAGAAGAAGAAAACUACUGGAAUGUGAAGAUUUUACCAAUUGUGUAUGAAUUAGAGAAUGAAGACAACAUAGAAAACCUCUGCCUUGCUUGCACCAGUCUCCAUGAAGCCUUAGAAGAAGGAAAUAUGUUUGGAAAGAAAUUUAAAGGAAGAAGUGUGCUACUGAAGACGCUAUAUAAACUAGUUGACAUUGGUUCAGAACCUCUUGGCCUGAAACUGGCAAAAAUUAUUCUGGCUCUCAAAGUAAGUGGAAAGAACCUGCUCAAUGUCUGCAAGCUGGUAUUUAAAAUUAGUAGAAACGAGAAAAAUGAUUCACUCAUUCAAACUGAUGGUCUAUUGGAUUCUUUGUUGGAGAUCCUGAGAAUUGAAGAUCUACAUACAAAUCAUGAGGCUUUUCUGUAUUGCACGGGAGCAAUAAAAUUCAUUUCUGGAAAUGCUGUACUCCUUAAUGAACUUGCUAACAAAGGAGGUGUUGAAAUAAUGUUUCAGUUAAUGAAGCGGAUUAAUAAUAUUAAAGAAAAUGACACAUGUUUCUCCAACUUGGGCCACCUAUUAGUCCAGCUGACAGCUACUUUGCGAAACUUAAUUGACUUACCUCGUUCAAGAUGCCAGCUCCUGUGUUGCAGUGCAGUUUCAGAGCUCUGGGUGGUGCUGGAGCAGCGUUUGAAUGAUAAAGAUAUAUGUACCAAUAUUGUUAGGAUAUUCAGCAAACUAUCUUCCUACAAUGAUUGCUGUGCAGCUCUGGCAGACUACUCCAGAUGCUAUGUCUUAUUUUUAGCCCUUCUAAACAAACACCAAAAGAAGCAGGAUUUAGUUGUCCGCGUUGUUUUUAUUCUUGGCAAUUUAACAGCGAAGAACAACCAGGCCCGUGAACAAUUUUUUAAAGAGAAAGGAAGUGCUGAUACUCUGAUAUCAUUGUUCCAAACCUACAAUGAACUUGAUUUGAAUGCAAAAAAAGAAAAGCAUGAAGGAGAACAAAAUAAAACAAAACAAAAACAUCCUUCAGAAGGAGAUGAUAUCCUUAUAAAACUGAUAAGAGUGCUCGCUAAUCUCUCAAUUCAUCCUAGUGUCGGUGCUGCUCUAGCAGCUAACCAUCAUGUUGUGGCAUUACUUAUUACAGUGCUAGAAUACAAGUCAAUAGAUGACUGUGAGGAGCUGGUGAUCAACGCUACUGCAACAAUCAACAAUUUAUCCUACUACAAAGUGAGGAAUUCUGUAAUUGAAGACAAGAAGCUACACAUUGCAGAAUUGCUUCUAAAGCUGCUGAUGAGCAGCAAUAUGGAUGGAAUUUUGGAGGCUGUGAGAGUCUUUGGCAAUCUUUCCCAGUACUUUGAAAUAUGUGAUUUCAUUAUACAGAGAAAAGUAUACAAGUUUAUGGUUGCUUUGCUUGAUGCCAAACAUCAAGAUGUCUGCUUUUCUGCCUGUGGAGUUCUGCUAAACCUUACUGUGGAUAAGAACAAACGACCUAUACUAAAGGAAGGAGGAGGAAUUAAGAAGUUAGUAGAUUGUUUAAGAGAUUUUGGGCCUACAGACUGGCAGUUGGCUUGCUUGGUAUGCAAAACCCUGUGGAACUACAGUGAAAAUAUCGCAAGUGCUGCAUCAUGCUUUGAAGAUGAUGAUAUCAAUACACUCCUAGUGCUACUUGCAUCACUUUUAGGUAAGAACUAACAAUCUCAUUACCCUUAGACCAGAACAAGACAGGAAAAAAACCAAGGAAAUAUUGUGUGCAUGCAAGUCAAUGUAUUUAAGCAGGUUAGUAGGUCAUGGAUUACUCACUGACACUAUGACCUUCACCCAUUCAUGGCUGCUACUAUCUCUGUGCUUUUCCUCCUUCAUUUCACAUGUAAGUUGUCACUAAGGAAGAACUGAAUUUUUGUACUAUUUGCCAUUCUAUUCUCCAUUCUCCUAGGCUACAUCUACACUGGCAUGAUUUUGCGCAAGAACUCUUUUGCGGAAGAGUUCUUGUGC
Molecule: messenger RNA, 2994 nt
Organism: Pelodiscus sinensis (Chinese soft-shelled turtle)
Lineage: Eukaryota; Metazoa; Chordata; Testudines; Trionychidae
Gene: ARMC2
Product: armadillo repeat containing 2
Biological process (GO): sperm axoneme assembly; cilium organization
Molecular function (GO): protein binding
Source: RefSeq, a predicted model, not a curated record